AUGGACUGUCGAAGCCGGCGCGAUUCACCGGCUCGGCAGCGACGCAGCAGCAACCAGCAGCAGCAGCAACAGCAACAGCAGCAGCAGCACCCGUCGCUGCAGCAGCAGCAACAGCAGCAGCAACACCCGCCGCGGUCGUACAACAGCCCGCCGCCGAUCAGCAGCACCGACCCGGCCGCCAACGAGUGCAAGCUGGUCGAGUACCGCGGCCAGAAGGUGGCCGCGUUCAUGAUAGCCGGCGACACGAUGCUGUGCUUGCCGCAGGCGUUCGAGCUGUUCCUCAAGCACUUGGUCGGCGGACUGCACACCGUCUACACCAAGCUCAAGCGGCUCGACAUCGUGCCGCUCGUGUGCAACGUCGAACAGGUACGCAUACUCCGCGGCAUGGGCGCCAUACAGCCGGGCGUGAACAGGUGCAAGCUGCUCUCGUGCAAGGACUUCGACACGCUGUACAGAGACUGCACGACCGCCAGGUGCAUGAUGUCGCACAAGCCGACUGACAGUUCUCGGCCCGGAAGACCGCCAAAGAGAGCGUCGUCCGUGGGCUUGUCUCUGGCUGCGUCGGCCUCACAUUUGAGUCAUCAGCUGAAGAAACACCGUCUUGAAAAUGGAGACUACGUUGCCGGAGUUUACGAAAAUGGACAUUUGCAAGAUUCGCCCCGUAUGGAAAAAUCGCCACUGCUGGCAAACGGAUACAAUCACCCGCCCACACACCUUGGACACAUGCAGUACAUGCAGCAGUUCAAUCAUCACCACCAUCAUCCAGCAGCCGCGCACGCCAUCAUGAACCCGGCCGGUCUGUCGCACCCCGCGUUACCUCGUCCCGAUGCGCAGCUACUUAAGAGCCAAGGACUCUCCAUGGAAGCGUUGGCCAGUUCGGGUAUAUGGGAAAAAGCGUAUGCCGGCUUCAUGAAACAACUAGAAAGAGCCAACGACGAACGGGUGGGCGACAUAAAUCGAGCGCUAAAUUUUGAUCAGAAAGCAAGGGAUUUGACAUCACAAAAUGGUUCGUCCGAAGGACAUAGCCCGGUGUUGAAUCUGUCCAAAACGGGAGGCGAUCAUUCGGGACCGGCCAGUGAUCAUUCGGCUGGCGGCAACACAAACGUCGACGAUGAAGACGAUUUGGACGAAGACGACGAUAACAUUUCCGACGGCGAAGAAGACGACAUCAAAGAUCACGACCUCAGCGACAAUCCGGACGUGGGAGGCAAUAGCAGCGCGCACGGUAGCGUCACGCCCCCACCCCAGGCAUUGAACUUUGGUUCCACCGGUUCUGGGGAUAUGGGUUUGCCGUACAUGACCACUGAGUCACUACUUCGGAAGAUACAAGCUCUACUUAAGGCUGCCGCUGACAAGAUCCGAGAUGACGACCGCGCGUUGAACUUUGAAAAAGCCGAGUUGAAAAUGGAUGUGCUUCGUGAAAGGGAAGUCAAAGGAAGUCUAGAACGACAGUUGGUCGACGCCCAAAAACUGCGAGUCGUUUACCAAAAGCGUCUGCGCAGAGAGAGAAAAGCCAGAAAACGCGUUCAGGAUCAGCUGGAACAAGAGUUGAAGCGGAGAGCUCAGCUGGAAGAGAUGAUCAAAGCGGCCGGUGCGCCAGCAGACGCACUCCGUGUACUAACAGAGAAUAACAACGAAAAACCGAGGGAUAGGUCGGAACAGUCGCAGAGUCCGCAAAACUAUUCUUCCGGACAAGUGCAACGAGGUUCGGAGACGUCCAACGACAAGCAAUGGAACUAUUCAGGACUGGACCUGAUGAGCUCGUCCGGAGCUGCUGCAUUCUGGCAAAACUAUUCCGAAACGUUUGCGCAGGAGCUCGAUCUGGAACGAAAAGCCAGGCAGCAACAAUCUGCCCAACAGAAUCAACAACAGAGCCAACACUCGGACAGAGACAUAAAAUCGCCCGUUCCAGAUAACAGGGCAAAAUUUUUCAAUAAUUCCGUAUUGUUCAGCACGGCAACAUAAUUGCGGAACGUAGUUUAAAAUUUUUAAAUAAUAUUUAAAUUGUACUUAAAAGAAUAUUAGUGAAGAUUUUCUCGUUUUGUAUCAAAUAUAUCAUAUUAUUAUACCUAUAUUAUAAUAAUAAUAUUACGUAUGUCGGCAUUUUUUUUUUUUUUUUGUAUGUAUUUACGUAUGUGACUUUAUUAUGGGCUUUUACGCAUGCAUUUAAAAAAUGCAUUAUAUUAUAUGUAUCAUGUAUUAUUAUUAUAGUAAUAUUAACUAUUAAAAUAUUAUUUAGAUUUAUCGUUAUAUUGUAUAGUGUUUCGCGACAAACUAACAUGUAUUGCGUGUUAUAUUACACAUUGCCACGAUGUUUGUAUCAACCGAUGUGUAGACAGUACUAAAAGUGUUUGUAAUAUCAUGCGAUCUCAAAAAUCAUGACGUAAAAAUGACAUAUUGUAUUAAGCAAUGUUGUACGAACUCCGCGGGAAAUUUCGACUUUGAUAGACCCGACGAUUCUGUAUAAAUUAUAAUAUAUAUAUAUAUAUAUAAUAGUAUAUUAUUUAUUGAUUUCAUUAUAACUAAAUAAAAUUUACCGACUGAUUUUUAGAAAGAAAAAAACAUUGUAAUUUAAAAUACCGUAUAAAUAUCUAUACGAAUCAAACGUGUGUCGUUGGGUAAACAUUACAUUGACUUUAAUUAAUGUAAAUGUCUCCUUUCUCCCCACCCGAAAAAAAUACUAUUGCAUUAUAACACGGUUAUACGUCCAAAUUUGUAUAAAUAUAAUAUAAUUAUAAGUAGUUCCUUCUUUUGGUAUAUUAUGUAUAUAUAUAUAUAUAUAUUUUUUUUUUUUUUGUUAAAUUAAAAACGAAACUUUCUCGUGACCAUACGUCGUGAUAAUAAUAUGUAUGUAUAAUAUAUUAUGUACCGCCUAAAUAUUUGCAUUGAUAUUUUAAGUUACAGUUAUAUCAAUGUAUAAACAUAUAAUACGAUGUAUUGUAUAACGUUGUGUGAGACACCUACGUGUCUUUUCGCAUUUUGUAUAGAAGUAUAAUAAUUUUAAUAUAUAUAUGUAUUGUGUA
Melanaphis sacchari is the source of this 3023-nucleotide messenger RNA. It is a transcript of the gene dac, whose product is annotated as dachshund homolog 1. The transcript has 14 exons. NCBI's taxonomy places the organism in Eukaryota, Metazoa, Arthropoda, Insecta, Hemiptera, Aphididae. The record is from RefSeq and is a predicted model, not a curated record. The coding region runs from base 1 to 1965 and encodes 654 amino acids.